AUGAUCGUCGACUUCGCCAUGCUUCCACUGCCCAGUUCGACGCCCGAAUCGAAUGAAAUGGCCCCUUCGUUGAGGUACUACUUUAGUACUUACGGGAGGGUGACUCAGACUGCUAUUGUAAUAACUUUCGUUUUUCAACGCAACAUGGCUCCUACGACUCCGAGUGCUGCCGCUGCAUCCCAAUCUAUAGUCCUUGAAGAACUGAAUGAGUUAUUCUCUUGGAAUCCCCCUCGCCUUGAAAUCCGCAAGGGUAGCGGGAAGCUAUCCACCACCACCCGCAAACCCAGCUUUUUCGAUCUUCACUUUUCUACCAAGCUCGCUCUUAAGCGGGUAGUACACCUUCCAUCGCUCGUCAAAGAUCUAGAAAAAACUGUUGACUCAGCGCUUGUUGCUGCAAAACAUACUCUUCCCGCACUCUCUCAACACUUCUGGACAGCCGAACGCAGAAGGGAGGGUCUUGAAUUAGUAGACGACCAUUUGAGAGAUGAGAGAGGAGUUUUCUCGUUUUACUCUCGCACCACUGGCUUAUUUUGCCCCGUUGUGGCUUCGACCCUCGCAUUGCACCCCACGGCUCCGAGCUGGAGACCCAUUAUUACUUGGUCCGACUCUGUAUCCAGCUCCAAGUACGCCAUCUGGGACGCUGAACUUGCUUUCUUUGCCGCCGUUUCUAAUACAGAGGUCGGGAAGGGUCGGGAGGUGAUUGUCAAUACAAUUGAGAUCCGCCGUCGGGAAAUUCUGAAGGCGAUGCGUGAUAAGGAGGAACCCUUGAUGACUUACAUAUUCAAAAGUCUAAGUGCAGGUCCCGCCAUGACCGCGAUUCCUAAACUGGGCUUUUUCGCAUGGAAGUAUUGCGCGUCACCCGAACAUCCCUGCAACGACUCUGAACACAAGAAAUUGAGGACUGAGGUUGCGUCUAUAGUUUCAGAGGAAACAGGUCAAAUCCCACCAACUACACCAGCAUCAUUAUUUCUUCCACAAGAGAAGCCUGGGACUUCUUCGGUACAAGAGCCAGCUGGUGUCAAGAAACGAAAAAGAAAUCAGGUCUCCGAUACGAGCGAGAAACGUAAAGAGAAAAGCCGCCAAACAACGAAUGUCGAAGCUCCAGACCACCAUAAUGCUUGGGUGCACGCUACAAAGCUGGACACAUCCCUCAUUGUUCUUCAUUCGGGUAACCACGAGCUCAUAUGUGUUCGACAUCGGAAAUCACAAACUCUCUUUGUCUCCGAUGUAGUCGAACCCCACAACUGCAUUAAUCCUGGUUAUGGUAAAUUGCAUGUCGCUCUUUGUAUCGCUUCGAUCGAGGACACGUUCGAUAGGAAGGGGCAAAAAGGUGCACCUGCUGAAAGUGGCGGUGAGGGUUCCGGAGGUGGUAGUGGAGGUGGAGGCUCCGGAUCAGUUGUCCUCACCUCAGAAAUUGGCCAAGGGGCCACGGGUGUAGCACUCCGCGGCACUUUGACGCCAGAAAACAUGGAAGGAGCUGGUGCACUGGAUGUCGUCGUGAAGCUUGCAUUUGACGAUGGACAGCGGGAUUCCCUCAAGAAAGAGUACAAACUUUAUCUGCACCUCAGGUCUGAAGGAGUUCAACGGGGGAUAACUCCAAUUAUUGGUUUCUUUGAUGACGACACCGAUGGUUCUGCUUACAAUGUUCUCAUUGGUGACUUGGGAGUCACCAUCAUUGACUUUGGGAAUUCAAGGCAGUGCAGUAGCAAAACGGCCAAGGGCAAAGAAUAUGCAUGUCUACAAUCUAUCCUUCAAGGCUUGGCAGUACAGUCCUGCAAACUCUCUUACUCAUCACUCACUCUCGCAACGUUUAACGGCGAUCUCGACUUCGUCAUCUUCUCUCGCCCCUCCUGCGUGACUGGAGCUGGCAGCCCCUGUCUUAGGCAACCCCGCCAAGGUCUGGUCAACAUCGUCAAGGCGCGGAGUCAAGAGCCGGCGGCUUUCGCUGGCGCUCCUGCUCCUUCUGCCAGCGCUCCUACAGCUUCUGUGGUUUCCCUUUCCUUCUGCUACACCUCAGCUGAACCCUCUGCCUCUUCUGCUAUAUAUAGUCUAUUGCAGCUGCAGAUUUUGACGGCAACUCGACGGGAGGUCGGGGUACUCGACAUCGACCUCUACCUCAUCCUCAGCUUCGCUUGCAGCGCAUUCCGCUCUGUGUCUGCCGCAGCCAGAGAUAUCGGUGCCGCUUCAAAGUCCUCCAUUGCAUCCGCCUCCGAACUCUCCGCGACUCCCCAAGCCUCCCCUGAGAUACCCAAUGCACCCCCUCCUAUCCCCGAGACCAGAUACACCGUUUUUUCCACCAGUUCACGCAUCUUUGCCAUGUUCCACAUGACUCAAAUCUGCUCACGUUUGCGACUGAUGCCCCGACCGAGACCCCUCACGAAUCUUACGUCCGCUUUACCUGACGAGCAGCAAGCGCUAACACCUCGAACACCCCAUUCACGGACAGCUCGAGCAGAAGGGGGCUUUGCGAAGCUCCAAGUCAUAGAGUCUAUUGACGAUCAAGAGUUAGACGACAUCCAACUCAACCAGAUCCAACAACAAUCAGCACCCUUGCUUGCAUCCUCAUCCUCCGACAGAUUCGCACCCCGAGGUCAACAUGCGAGAAACGGCAAACGCACUGUGCCCCAACCUCCACCUCAGUUCUCUCCGAUUUCGCGUCUUAUGCUCACCCUCGGGGUUUUCCUCGCUGCCAUCCUCCUCGUUCUCAUCUUCUUUUCUCUCACACGGCCCGAGGCGCUUCAUAGAUAUAUCGGAGCCAAGAUACCACAGACCCCCUUAGCACCGGCUGCCUCGCAAGAGAAAGUGAACGUGGCUCAAGGGAAGCCACACCCCAAUGCAGAUCCCCAUCUCAUUUCCUACGAGAACUAUACCCACUUCCCUCUGCACGCAUUGGAGUAUCGAAAGGAGUGUGAAAAGUUGAAUCAGGGAUACAUGGCGCAUGGCAAUUAUUGGGACGCGAGGACGAUGGGGCCAAGCGACGUCGAACACAAAGAAGCUAAGGAUGUUUGUGCAUCUACGAUCACUUAUAUGAUGGAUGGCGAUGUAGGUCUCUUUGCGGACCUCGCAUUGCUUGCACAGGCAGCAGCGUUGGCUAGAGAUCGAAACCGGACGUUCUUUGUGGACGACACGAAUUGGAAUCGUGGAAAGUGGACAGAUCACUUUGAGGACGUUCGUUCCCAUCAACCUGGACCAGAGCCAGGUUGUAAGCCUCCACCUCCUGAGGAAUUGGUUGCUUGUCCCCGAACUGCAAGGCACUGGGUGAUUAACUUCCGAACGGCAAAAUUUCAUUUUAGCCAUGGCUUUUCAAAUUAUUACGAGGAUGCAUAUGCGCAUAAUCUCAACCGACUUCAGCCAAUAUUCAAAUUUGCAGUAGACUCAUUCCAAACAACGAUUCGCCCCGGCACCCACAAUAAUGAAUUAAUCCACCUGGCUCGCAGUGAACUUUCUACAUUCAUGGGGUCUCAGCAUCAUGCAACUUCCUAUGUGGCUAUCCACGUUCGACGGGGAGACCGCAAACCAGCUUCUUACGAGUAUCAUGGUUAUAUACCAACACAGGAAUUCGCCCAAGCCGCCAACCAUAACUGGCGACGACUACAUCCUGAUGCUGAUGGCUUGCCCUCCAAGCCAAUAGUCUACGUUGCCUCCGACUCACCCUCUGCUUUGGGCGAAUUCCUGGAAGACUUCGAUGGACAAACAUUCUCCCUUUUCGAGUCCGAGAUACCUUCAUUGAGGGACGUUGCAAGCCCAGGCGAUUAUUACCAGCAAAAGUUUAGUAAACUCUCGGAGGAUGAAAGGGUCACGGCAACCAGAGGAAUGAUCGUCGACUUUGCCAUGCUUAGCGGAAUGUGGGCUGGAAAAGAUGAUAUUCUUCCAGUCGCUGCAUUGUGUUCUAUUAGCUCCAAUGUCUGUCGGCUUACGGCCGUUGGGUUGGGGUGGGAGCGAGCCUUUGGUCUCGUCGACCAAAUGGGCUACGCUGAUGAAACAAAUCGGAGAUGGGUCGAUGUAGACCAAAAAGGUCGAAUUAUACCCAUCUGGGAACCCUUUGAACUGUUCUGACAUCGUGGAAUGUUGUUAACGCGGCUGAGCAGCUAUAUGCAUGUUAUACAAACUUGUGUUGAGAUUGGG
Messenger RNA from Laccaria bicolor S238N-H82, 4125 nucleotides. RefSeq lists its product as uncharacterized. The record is from RefSeq and is a predicted model, not a curated record. The transcript has 18 exons. Gene Ontology annotation, molecular function: alpha-(1->6)-fucosyltransferase activity. The coding region runs from base 1 to 4056 and encodes 1351 amino acids. Gene Ontology annotation, biological process: protein N-linked glycosylation. NCBI's taxonomy places the organism in Eukaryota, Fungi, Basidiomycota, Agaricomycetes, Agaricales, Hydnangiaceae.